Molecule: messenger RNA, 1774 nt
Organism: Scleropages formosus (Asian bonytongue)
Lineage: Eukaryota; Metazoa; Chordata; Actinopteri; Osteoglossiformes; Osteoglossidae
Product: phosphoglycerate mutase 1
Exons: 4
Coding region: 197-961 (254 amino acids)
Biological process (GO): glycolytic process
Molecular function (GO): intramolecular phosphotransferase activity
Source: RefSeq, a predicted model, not a curated record
CAACGAGUUCUGCAUUUUCAGUGGGUGAUAUCGGCGUAGGUGUUCCUCUUGGCAGCUACUGUUCCUGGCUCGUCCAACUGUGCCCUUGAAGCCGGGCUUGUCGUCGUAUAUCACUGCAGGUUUAAGAUUUGAGGAGAAGGCACCUGCAUCUCUAACAUCUGAAUUCAAACCAAGAAGUUGAAGUGGUUUUGUCGGAAUGGCUGCGUAUAAGCUGGUGAUGAUCCGUCAUGGAGAGAGCUGCUGGAACCAGGAGAACCGAUUCUGCGGCUGGUUUGACGCAGAUCUAAGUGAGACCGGCGUACAAGAGGCCAAGCGAGGCGGACAGGCUCUUAAAGAAGCAGGUUAUGAAUUUGACAUGUGCUACACCUCUGUGCUGAAAAGGGCCAUCCGUACACUGUGGAUCGUGCUGGACAGCAUUGAUCAAAUGUGGCUGCCAGUGCACAGGACUUGGAGGCUGAACGAGCGUCACUAUGGUGGCCUGACAGGCCUCAACAAGGCAGAGACAGCUGCCAAGCAUGGAGAGGCACAGGUCAAGAUCUGGAGGCGCUCCUAUGACAUUCCCCCACCACCCAUGGAUGCAGAACAUAACUACUACUCUGUAAUCAGUCAGGACCGUCGUUACGGCGACCUGACAGAGGACCAGCUCCCCACCUGUGAGAGCCUCAAGGACACAAUUGCCCGUGCCCUGCCUUUCUGGAACGAGGAAAUUGUUCCACAAAUCAAGGAAGGGAAAAGGGUAUUGAUUGCUGCCCAUGGCAACAGCCUAAGGGGAAUUGUCAAACAUCUGGAGGGCAUGUCAGAAGAGGCCAUCAUGGAGCUGAACCUACCCACAGGGAUCCCCAUCCUAUAUGAGCUGGACAAGAACCUGAAGCCAGUGAAGCCCAUGCAGUUUUUGGGGGAUGAGGAGACCGUACGCAAGGCCAUGGAGGCCGUGGCAGCCCAGGGCAAAGCCAAGAAGUAGUUCUGUUGUAUGAAACAUUAGAACAGGAUAUGGGGGCUCUGGAUGGUGUGGAGGGUAGGUUGCAAGUCACAGAGAUAUAGGGUCCACAAAUGUUCAUGUGGCUCACACAUACUCUACACAUGAGUGUUUCAAGUGUCUCGGUUCUUACCAGUAAGUGAAAAUGUCUGGAUAUUUAAUACUUGGUAUGAACAGAAGAAGAAAGCUAUACAUUCAAACUUACAGCUUUUUAACCCACAGGUUCAACUACUUGCAGAUGAUUGGUUUAGCACUUUAUGAAGUUACUGAAAGUUAUUAAUGAUCAUUCUUGUGCAUUUGAGUUCAUCUGAAGUGACUGAAGUGAAGUGUUUUUAUGGAACCUUUAUUUCAGCUGGAAACAAAACUUCAAUGUUUUAUAUUUUUGUUGCCUCCUACCAGUGGCUAAUAAAAGCAAAAAAGGAAAGCAAAGGUAUUCUGUUUCCAUCUGAAUAAGGUAGCUUAAAGAAGCUUAAUGACAUUGCAUGGGCAUGUCCAGCAGCUAAUAUUACAUUCAGUAUUUCCCAGUAAACGUUCCCCUCUUAUCUACUUUCUGCACAUUCCAGAAAUGAAUGAUUAAGAGCAGGACAACACUGCUGUUUCUGAAAUAUGUUUCAUAGUUACAGAGCCAGUCUCACUGUCAAAGAACAUCUCUGAGAGCUCCCUCCAGCCCUCAGGUCCUGUGCUAGUACUUAGUGAGCAUAGAGUUGUGCAGCUCAAAACAUGUCUGUAUGCUUGCCUUUAUAUGUAUGUGUGUUUGAGAGACAUGUUCUGUCACAGACAAUAAACAAAGGAUUUACU